AAAGAAGAGUACUUGGACCAGUGCUAGAAUUUACAUGAUAUACAUAUAUAUGCUGUGUUCUCCAGAUCUAUCACAGGCAAUACAAGCAGUGCAAUUAUGGAUAAAGUAACUGGACAACACAGACCAGGUUUAGUCCUUUGGAAAAAUCUACAUAUGUUGCCCUUCAUCAUACUUUGGCAAGUUAUAUUUCACUGCACCACUAUUCAAGGCUGGACAUACAACUACUCUACUGAUAUUAUGACCUAUGAGAAAGCCAGGACAUACUGCCAAAAUCAUUACACUGAUCUUGUGGCCAUUCAAAAUAAAAGAGAAAUUGAACACCUUUUAGAGAUCAUGCCUCGAAGCAAAUCCUACUACUGGAUAGGGAUAAGAAAAAUUGAGGGGAAAUGGACUUGGGUUGGAACCAACAAAACCCUUACCACUGAAGCAGAAUACUGGGCACAAGGGGAGCCAAACAAUAAAAAGAAGACUGAGGAUUGUGUAGAGAUAUACAUUAAAAACGGGAAGGGUGCAGGAAUGUGGAAUGACGACUCUUGCAUGAAAAAAAAGCAUCCACUGUGUUAUACAGCUUCAUGCAAUGAAUUUUUAUGCGGUGGCCAUGGAGAAUGCAUUGAGACAAUUAAUAAUUACACUUGUAGCUGUGAUGAAGGAUUUUUUGGUACCAAUUGCCAGUAUGUGGUAAAGUGUCCAACUCUAACAGAUCAACCCUUUGGAUUUAUCAGCUGUUCACAUACAUGGGCAGACUUCAGCUUUCUAUCAUCAUGCAGCUUUAGUUGCAUUGAAGGAUUUGUACUAGAUGGAGCUAACAAAACGGAAUGCUUGUCUUCUGGCAUAUGGAGCUCUCCAUCUCCCCAGUGCAAAGCUGGCAAGUGUGAAGAUUUCAGGAUUCCUAAACAUUGCUUAGCCACAUGUAACCACUCACUGGCAGAGUACAGCUAUAACUCAACUUGUGAAUUCAAAUGUUCUGAGGGAUUUCAAUUAUAUGGCUCUACUGUGACAACAUGUGAUUCAUCAGGUCAGUGGACAAAGCCUACUCCAACAUGUGAAGCUGUAAAAUGUGAAAAUCUCACAGCUCCUGGAAAUGCCUCUAUGAAGUGUGAACAUCCAUGGGCUCAGAACAGUUAUAACUCAACGUGUACAUUCCAAUGUCCAGAGGGAUGGAUCUUAGAAGGCUCUAAGAAAACAGUAUGUAGAUCAUCUGGUCUAUGGUCAGAACCUGCCCCAAUGUGUAGAGUGGUGCAGUGUAAGCCUCUGGAAAUAGAAUAUGGAUUUAUAAAUUGCUCACACCCAUUGAGAAGCUUCAGCUUUGGGACAGAAUGUGAGUUUACCUGUGAUAAAAGACCGGACAUGUCAAAUAAAACCAUAUGUCUGGCGACUGGUCAGUGGUCUAAAGAUGUACUUGUAUGUGAAGGUAUGAGGACUUAUCAGCACCCUCAAUCAAACCUUGGAAAAAUAUUGCUUAUAAUUGUAGGAGCCACAGCUGGAACCAUGUUUACUCUCACAUUUGCUGUAUGCCUUCUUAGCCGUCAUAGAAAAAAAGCUAAAAGAACUAAAAGGAACAGCGCAUAUUAAAAUAUUUAGAAGCUUUCCACGUAUGAGAGUGUUCAAAUCAAGAUUUUACUAUAUGUCUUUUUUUAUUCUGGCUUUUUUGUGAAUGAGGUAUA
This is a messenger RNA of Spea bombifrons (plains spadefoot toad), 1664 nucleotides long. Its product is annotated as L-selectin-like. Gene Ontology annotation, cellular component: external side of plasma membrane; membrane. Gene Ontology annotation, molecular function: sialic acid binding; oligosaccharide binding. Lineage: Eukaryota; Metazoa; Chordata; Amphibia; Anura; Pelobatidae. Gene Ontology annotation, biological process: leukocyte tethering or rolling; heterophilic cell-cell adhesion; response to cytokine. The record is from RefSeq and is a predicted model, not a curated record. The transcript is spliced from 11 exons. The coding region runs from base 97 to 1572 and encodes 491 amino acids.